Molecule: messenger RNA, 570 nt
Organism: Talaromyces marneffei
Lineage: Eukaryota; Fungi; Ascomycota; Eurotiomycetes; Eurotiales; Trichocomaceae
Exons: 4
Coding region: 1-570 (189 amino acids)
Biological process (GO): protein retention in ER lumen; retrograde vesicle-mediated transport, Golgi to endoplasmic reticulum
Cellular component (GO): Golgi membrane
Source: RefSeq, a predicted model, not a curated record
AUGGAUGUCCCUGAGCCGGAUCAAACACCUUUCAAUGCCGUUCAGGCUCAGACUUCUAAGCUUGCCAGGCAAUACCAAGCAUACUUAGAUCAGUUGACACCAUAUACCGCAUACCGAUGGAUCGGCAGCGUCGUUCUGCUUCUCUUUUUCUUCCUCCGAAUUGUCCUUGCGCAAGGAUGGUAUAUCGUCGCAUACACCCUCGGCAUCUACCUCCUCAACCUCUUCCUCGCCUUCCUCUCGCCCAAAUUCGACCCUUCCCUCACCCAAGAUGAAGGCCUCGAAGACGGCGAAGCCGGUAGCUCGUCUCUACCCAUCAAACAAGACGACGAGUUCCGCCCCUUUAUCCGCCGCCUGCCCGAGUUUAAAUUCUGGCACUCGGCCACUCGCGCAAUUGCGAUUUCGUUCGUGUGUUCGUGGUUCAAGGUUUUUGAUAUCCCGGUGUUUUGGCCGGUGUUGGUUAUGUAUUGGUUGAUUUUGUUUUUCUUGACCAUGCGACGACAAAUUCAACACAUGAUCAAAUAUCGCUACAUUCCAUUCAAUAUCGGCAAGACCCGAUAUGGACGUGAUUAA